Molecule: messenger RNA, 5055 nt
Organism: Sapajus apella (tufted capuchin)
Lineage: Eukaryota; Metazoa; Chordata; Mammalia; Primates; Cebidae
Gene: KCNIP4
Product: potassium voltage-gated channel interacting protein 4
Exons: 8
Coding region: 2986-3663 (225 amino acids)
Biological process (GO): regulation of potassium ion transmembrane transport
Cellular component (GO): voltage-gated potassium channel complex
Molecular function (GO): potassium channel regulator activity; calcium ion binding
Source: RefSeq, a predicted model, not a curated record
CAAGAAAACAAAUAACUUGAUUUUAAAAAUGAGCAAAGAACCCGAACAGGCAUUUCUCAAAAGAAUACAUAGAAAUGACCCACAGGUUCCUGAAAAAACAUUCAACAGUCCUAAUCAUCAGGGAAAUGCAAAUUAACAUCACAGUGAUCUAUCACUGCGCAUCUGUUAGAAUGACUAUUUGCCAAAAGACAAAAGAUAACAAGUAUUGUGAUGAUGCAGAGAAAAGGGAAUCUGGUUAUACUGUGAUUGAGAAUGUAAAUGAUAAUAGUACAGCUAUUUCAGAAAACAGUGUGGAGGAUCUCAAAAAACUCAGAAUUAUCAUAUGAUCCAGCAAUCCCAUAGCAUUUCUAUGUCAUCAACUCAUUAAAUUUACCCAUUCAGUUAUUCAUGUCCCAAACUAACUCAUCCUUAAUUCUUUGCUUUCCCUUAUGUCCCUAUUCAAUAUACCAAAGUGUACUGAUUCUGUUUUCAAUUAUAUCCAGAAACUCACUAGCUGGAUUUCCACUCCAGGCCAUACCACCAUCGUUUCUCACCUGGACCACUGUGAUACCCCUCACAUGUGUCUUUUCUUCCACUCUUGCUCCCUAACAGUUCAUCCUUUACAUAGCAGACAGAUCACACAAGUCUCCUAUUCCCUAGAGUGGCUUCCUGGCAAAUACACUGAAAUCUAAAUCCCUUAUUUCACAUACUGUAGCCCCUGACUUUAUCCAUGAAAAUGUCUCCCAGAAGUCUCUCCUGGCUCAGCAUGUUUCAGCAGCCACACCCUUCUUUCUAUUCCUUGAGGAUGCCAAGCUCAUUCCCAGCUUGGGAUAUUUGCACAAGCUGUUUCCUCCAGCCAAGAUACCCUGUUCCCUAAACAUCUUACGGUCAGUUCCUUCUUGUAAUUCAAACUCCACCUUAACUUCUUUUCUUAGAGAUCUCUUUCCUGACCUCUCAACCUACUCACUUUCUGUUCUGCCAGCCUGGUUUUAAUGCUCUCUCCUGGUUCAACAGCACUUACUCAUAUGGGAUAUGUUCUUAUUUGUUACUUGGUAAUUUGAUGUUUUCUUUGUUGAGGUGUAAGCUGCAUGAGAACAGAGGCUUUACCUUUCUCAGUUACUAUUGUGUUCCCAGCACACAGAACCAUGUCUGGAACAUAAUAGGUGCUCAGCAUAUAAUUGCUACAUCUAUGAAUGAAAGUGCUGUGCUUAAGGUUGCCCAUACCCUAUCUUAUCUUACCCUUCAACAAGUAAAAUAUACAUUCUAUUCCCACUUUUGUAGAUAAGAAAUGGGGUGUUCAACUAAUUAAACCAACUAUUGAACUACAAUUGUGUAUUUCUUCUGCCUAUUUCAAACUUAAGGAUGCCAUCAUUCAUGGAAAAUGUGUAAGAGCAAGAACUUCAUAAAAGGAUAUUGCUGAUCACUGUGUAUGGAUCUGUUUAUAUCUUAAAUACUUUUUAUUAAAGUUCUGGAAAUUCAUAGAAAGCAUGCUUUGUUAUUCAAUUUAAAUAGUUAGAAUGGUUAGACCGCUGAGACUCGUGGAAAUGGGUAAGAGUUCUAGAAGAGAACGAGCCUCCUCCAUUCAAUGUAAUUCGGUCUAUCAUUCCAGGAGUGCUUCUUUCUUAAGUGUAGAAGAACAUCAUUUCAUAUGUAGUAUUGUUGGGAAAUAUCAGUUUUAACUAGAACUGUUGCAACAGUCAGAAAAAGAAGCCAAAAGAUUUGUCUAGGUAUUAAGAUAUGGCCCCAUCUGUGCUAAAUCUCACGAAUAUUUAUACAGAACAAACAAAAAAUCAAAAACAAAAACUCUGGGAGUAUAAAUUAGAAGUGUAGGAAAAUCCUAAAAACUGCUUAAGACACCCAAGAAUUCAGGAAAAUCACUUUUUCAGAGAAGGCAACCCUAUAGUUUUCUGGCUUUCACAGCAACUACCUCUAUCCCAAUGUCUUAAAAGAAAGGUACUUUGUGAAAAUUGCAAAUCCUUGCCAUUGUUUUCACUAUUAACUUUAAAAAAAGUCAAUUGGUAAGGAGAUGGUUGUGUUUGCUUUUUGAAAUAUGAAGAAACUGAGGCACGUCUUUCUCUUAGGGCAGUGCAGCAAAUUAGUUUUGGAGCUCUGUUGCCAAGGUAGAGGGCUUAAAAUUUGUGGUUUCUAGGCUACUGUGUUUUAAAGGAGGCAAUUAUGUAUCCUAAUUUCCAAAUACCUGAGCCUGCGCUGUGCAGAAAAUGUAGCCAGUUUUAAGAAACAGCUUGUUUUCGACUUCUAAGCCCAUGAAGAAGAAUAUAUUUAUCUGUGACAAAAUAGCAUUGUCCCCAUUUGGUGGUGAAUCUUCAACUCUGUUUAGAAUCAGGGUCAACUUCUCAAAUGAGCCUUGCCUUUCCCCCAUUUAGGCUUCCUGAAUCUGAUUAACACUGUGUCAGGGAGUUGUCUGAUGUCUGACCUUGAGCAGCAUGCUUCCCUCUCCCCACCUCCUCUUUCUGGGAAUCAUUUUGUACAGCCUCGGGCCCUGAGAUUCCUCCCCAGCAGGCUAGAUUGCACUCACAGGUUCCCUUUAUUGGUAUCCGAAGGGUUCCAGACCCAGUGACCUGUCAUCUGUCUUCUCACCUGCUUACAUGCUGAUUCACUGAUGAGCUGGCAUUGCAGGCCCCGCCUCCCUCUGAAUGGUCUGUGAGAUUGCAACUGCUUCUGGAGAGGGGAUGCCGAGCCGAACCAGAGCUGGGUUACUACAAGUGUAAACUGGCAGCCUAUCUGUUGCCACAGAAGAACUUGGCCACCACAUUGAGUAGCCGUGUUUUCUCACCUCCCAGUUACUGUUGUAGCUGUAUCUGGCUUCUCUAGCAUUUUAAAGGAAUUUCUGAUUGAGGCACUAACAGCUAAUUCCACAGGAGUUGUAAGGCAGCCUGUGCAUAAACUGAGACAGAAGUUUCUCCUCAGAGACUGUUUUUUUUUUUUUUAAUAUUAUUAUUGGCAAAGACUUCUGGCUCUUCUCAGAGGAAUACCUUGUUGCUUAAGAUGAGUGGCUGUAGAAAGCGGUGUAAACGUGAAAUAUUGAAAUUUGCCCAGUACCUUCUCAGACUAUUAACAGGUUCUCUUCAUACAGACAGCGUGGAAGAUGAACUGGAGAUGGCCACCGUUAGACAUCGGCCAGAGGCCCUUGAGCUUCUGGAAGCCCAGAGCAAAUUUACCAAGAAAGAGCUUCAGAUCCUUUACAGAGGAUUUAAGAACGAAUGCCCCAGUGGUGUUGUUAAUGAAGAAACCUUCAAAGAGAUUUACUCGCAGUUCUUUCCACAGGGAGACUCUACAACAUAUGCACAUUUUCUGUUCAAUGCAUUUGAUACGGACCACAAUGGAGCUGUGAGUUUUGAGGAUUUCAUCAAAGGUCUUUCCAUUUUGCUUCGGGGGACAGUACAAGAAAAACUCAAUUGGGCAUUUAAUCUGUAUGACAUAAAUAAAGAUGGCUAUAUCACUAAAGAGGAAAUGCUUGACAUAAUGAAAGCAAUAUAUGACAUGAUGGGUAAAUGUACAUAUCCUGUCCUCAAAGAAGAUGCUCCCAGACAACAUGUGGAAACAUUUUUUCAGAAAAUGGACAAAAAUAAAGACGGGGUCGUCACCAUAGAUGAGUUCAUUGAAAGCUGCCAAAAAGAUGAAAACAUAAUGCGCUCCAUGCAGCUCUUUGAAAAUGUGAUUUAACUUGUCAAAUAGAUCCUCAAUCCAACAGACAAAUGUGAACGAUUCUACCACACUUAAAGUUGGAGCUACCACUUUUAGCAUAGAUUGCUCAGCUUGACACUGAAGCCUAUUAUGCAAACAAGCUUUGUUUUAAUAUAAAGCAAUCCCCAAAAGAUUUGAGUUUCUCAGUUAUAAAUCUGCAUCCUUUACAUAAUGCCACUGAGUUCAUGGGAUGUUCUAACUCAUUUCAUACCCUGUGAAUAUUCAAAAGUAACAAUCUGGCAUAUAGUUUUAUUGAUUCCUUAGCCAUGGGAUUAUUGAGGCUUUCACAUAUCAGUGAUUUUAAAAUACCAGUGUUUUUUGCUACUCAUUUGUAUGUACUCAGUCUUAGGAUUUUGAAUGGUUUUCUAAUAUACUGACAUCUGCAUUUAAUUUCCAGAAAUUAAUUUUCAUGUUUGAAUGCUGUAAUUCCAUUUAUAUACCUACUUUAAGUAAACAAGAUUAUGACAAUUAAAACACAGUUCCAGUUUCUAUGGCCUUCCUGCCUUCUGUUAGAAAUUAAUUUAUCUGGAAUUUUAAAAUAACAUUUAACAAUUAGUUUAUUAUCAGAUAGCAUAUGCCUAAUAAAACUUAUUUUAAUAAGCAAUUAAUUUUGCAUAAUAUAUUACAGCCAAGGCCUAUAUAAUAAUUUUGGAUUUGUUCAAUCUUAUAGGCUGUUUUCUAUUGUAUCAAGUGGAAGGUCAAGAAGGCAUCAAACAAAACAAGGAUGUUUCCAGACGUAUGCAAAGGGUCAGGAUCUCUAUCCGCCAGUAUAUAGUAAUGCUUAAUAACAAGUACUCCUAACAGCAAGGCCAAAUCUGUCCUCUUUCCCCGACUUCCUUACAGCAUGUUUAUAUUACAAGCCAUUCAGGGACAAAGAAACCUUGACUACCCCCAUUGUCUACUAGGAACCAGCAGUAAGCAAAAUUCAUUUGAAAGCACCAGUGAUUCCAUUACACUGAGAAUUACUACCAAGAUUUAGUAGAAAAUAAAAAGUUCUCAACAACUAAUCCAGAUUACAGUAUGAUUUAGCUCAUCAUAAAAUUCCAACAAUUCAGAUUAUUUUUAAUGAUCUUAACCAAAACUAUAAAGUUGCCACAUUACUAAAGACACACACAUCUUCCCUGUUUUGUAGAAAUAUCACAGAGACCAAGAGGCUACAGAAGGAGGAAAUUUGCCACUGUCUUUGCAACAAUAAUCAGGUAUCUAUUCUGGUGUAGAGAUAGGAUGUUGAAAGCUGCCCUGCUAUCACCAGUGUAGAAAUUAAGAGUAGUACAAUACCUGUACACUGAAAUUUGCCAUCGCGUGUUCGUGUAAACUCAAUGUGCACAUUUUGUAUUUCAAAAAGAAAAAAUAAAAGCAAAAUAAAAUGUU